AAAUUAAGGACUAAUAAUCCUUGACAAAUUAACCAACGUCCAGCUGUAGAGUCUGUAUUCUAAUUAAGAAAUAACAAAACGAUGAGAUGAAUCAGAGCAGUCUCUGGCAAUGGCGGCCCACCAAUCGGAACACUGCCGUCACCACUGUCAUCUUCUUUCUCCUCGCCUUCGUUGUUCUUUCAGCCUUCAUGGGUUGGUUUGAUAUUGUAUUUUCUACAUUUUACUUAGGCCUUUCGGUUCAGCAACAAACCCCCUUGAAUCCCCUGAAUUGCGAAAAUCAAACAAAAAUUACAUGUCCAAUAUCAAAGUACCUCACAACCACACACAACGUCACCAAUCCUGACAAUUUAUCUGGUAUCAGGUGUCCAUCAUACUUCCGAUGGAUCCAUGAGGAUCUAAGGCCGUGGAGGGAGACCGGAGUCACCAAAGACAUGGGGGAACUGGCACGUAAGUCUGAAAAUUUCAGGCUGGUCAUUGUGAACGGAAAGGCCUAUUUACAAAAGUACAUGGGGUGUUAUGAGACUAGGGAUGUGUUUUCUUUGUGGGGAAUCCUACAGCUUCUGAGAUGGUACCCUGGAAGAUUGCCCGACUUGGACAUGAUGUUUGAAUGUGGUGAUCUUCCAGGGAUCCCCUCCGCAAGUUUCUGUUGGAGUUGUGGUGUGAAAGCUGCACAAGAGGCAGCAAAUGAAAAGAAGGCUGCACAAGUGGCAACAAAAAGAAAAGAAGGGAGAGCUGCAUCAAAGCACGGUAGUAGCAAAGUGCAGCAAGCCAAGCUGCAAAUGUUGAUCAAAUGAGGCUGUAAUGAAAUGUAAAUGAGGCUGCAAAGUAGCAGCAAGUACAGCCACAUGAAGCUGCACAAGUGGCAGCAAGUCUUUUAAUGUAAUCUUGCCUUAAAUGCAUUAGAUAAGUGUUAGAUGAGAAAACUACCUUUAUGUACUAUGAAGUUUCUGCUAUAUAAUGGCAGAAAAUGAAUGAAAAAAAAGAGUUUUC
This is a messenger RNA of Rubroshorea leprosula, 990 nucleotides long. The record is from the annotation of a GenBank genome assembly. Lineage: Eukaryota; Viridiplantae; Streptophyta; Magnoliopsida; Malvales; Dipterocarpaceae.